Daldinia vernicosa is the source of this 872-nucleotide messenger RNA. RefSeq lists its product as uncharacterized. The transcript has a single exon. NCBI's taxonomy places the organism in Eukaryota, Fungi, Ascomycota, Sordariomycetes, Xylariales, Hypoxylaceae. The record is from RefSeq and is a predicted model, not a curated record. Bases 1 to 765 code for a protein of 254 amino acids.
AUGCACAAAUUCUUAGGCCAGUUAGAGUGGCCCCGUGUCCCCAAUCCCCGAGCUCUUCAAUAUGCUUGUGUCUAUAGCGCUAUUCCACUAGGGAUAUGCUCAUUUGCUGGCCUGUUGGCGUCAGGGUUCUUCCCGCCACCCCCACCAUCCUGGAGUGCGGAGCAAACGGUUAACCACUACCGCGACCAUGAGAAGGGCAUACAGGCCGGCGCCGCAUUAUUGGUCUGGUGCAGUUUCUUCUACCUAGCCUUUACUGUAGCGAUCUCGAACCAGCUACAGCGCAUUCCCAACUUACACUACAUCGUCAAAGCUCUCCAGCUAGUAGCCGGUGGUGUUUCAUCCACCCUUUUCCUCUGGGCAGGGCUCGUUCUGGGCCUCGCAAACUAUCGAAUCGAGCGCAAUGCUGAAACCACCCAGGUCCUGAACGACUUGUUCUGGUUCCUUCUCGUCAUGGCUACCCCCACAUUUGUUGCGCAGUAUUUUGCCUUUGGAUAUAGCAUUUUUGUCGACAAUAGUCCCAGGCGGCCAUUCCCGAAGGCGAUGGGAGUUUCAAAUAUGAUAACUUCUAUUCUCUUUUUACCCCCAGCUGUCUCUGUGCAUAUUGUCAAGACCGGACCUAUGGCAUGGGACGGAGCUGUGUCCUUUUGGCUUCCACUGGUGGUGUGGGGCAUCCAGAUGGUGUUGGAUUUUAUUUGUCUCGUACGGGCGAUCUCUCUUUCUGCUGAGACUGAUACUAGCGAGGAAGUUGCCAUCAUGGAGACCUGAUCCAGAGAUUGAGUGUAAAUCCGGAAUUUUGGAGGCCAGGAGGUAGGCUCGACUUGGGCAGUUCCAGAGCUGAGGAAAAGGUACCUAUGUAGGCACAUUGAAUCACC